AUGCGUUUCCCAACCCUGACCGCAGAUCAAGUGACAGCCCGCCAGUUCUGGCCUAAAACGUUACCGGCCUUCUCAGGGGAACCUGAAGAGUGGCCCUUGUUUUACCACAGUUACGUGACCGCAAAUGCAGCCUGCGGGUUCACAAAUGUUGAAAAUUUAGUCCGAUUGAGGGAAAGUCUGAGAGGCCCUGCGAAGGAAGUCGUUUUGACGAAACUGAUGUUUCCGGAUAGUGUAGAUGGCAUUAUUGAAACGCUCAGGCGCUGUUAUGGUAAACCGGAAUUAGUGAUAAAAAACAUGAUCCAGAAAGUGCGUCGCCUCGAACCACCGAAGCCAGAAAGAUUAGACAGCCUCAUAAAUUUUGGAAUGGCAGUACAACAAUUGUGUGACCACUUGGAAGCGGCCAAUCUUCGCAGCCAUUUGUCCAAUCCGACUCUGCAAUCCGAGUUGGUGGAGAAGCUGCCUGCUGCUUAUCAAUUAGAUUGGGUCAGAUACAGGAGAAGAUUCGAGGAACCGACUUUGAAGGAGUUUGGAUGUUAUAUGGAAGAACUGGUUGUCGAUGCGAGCGAGGUCACUACAACCCCACCGAAAACUGACUUCUGCAAGUCCGAAAAGACAAAAUUUCGAGAGAAGGUACAUCUGAACGCGCACAUGGAAUCUGAUGUCUCGUUUGAUAGGUCCCAGCAGAAACAGCCUUGCCCUGUGUGUGGGAGGUUCGAUCAUCGAGUGCGAAAUUGUGACAAAUUUAAACAGCUGAACCUAGAAGCGCGAAAGAAAGUGGUUCAACAGUGGAAGUUAUGCGUGACAUGCCUUAACAGUCAUGGUAACUGGAAAUGUCGUUCGCGGUUCAACUGUAAUGUUGAUAAAUGCAGAGAAAAUCACCACCCAUUGCUCCACCCUGAUAGACCCAACAGUAACAAUUCGGCACGGUGCAACACCCACAUCGAAAGUAGUACGUCGAUCUUAUUCAGAGUGGUGCCGAUCAAGUUACGUAAUGGACUUUGCUGUAUUGAUACGUACGGAUUCCUAGACGAAGGUUCGUCUCUCACCAUGCUCGAGACAAGCCUCGCCAAAGCACUUGGUGUAACUGGAACGCCAGAGCCACUGGAACUUCAAUGGACAUCAACUUAUACGGUAAAAGAGCUAGAUCUUCCAAAACAAAGCCUACCGUUUAAGAGCUUAGCAGCUAAAUAUAAGCACUUGAGGAAUCUGCCUGUUUUGCCAUACACGAACGUAACGCCUCGGGUGCUAAUUGGGUUGGACAAUUUGGAGCUGUUCGCUCCCCUCGAGAGCCGCGUAGGACAACACGGUGAGCCGAUUGCUGUGAGGUCUCUUCUUGGAUGGACCGUCUACGGGCCGCGCAAACAAAGGCCGAACAGAAUCAACGUUCAUUCGUAUGAUUGCAAAGGAGAUGAAACGCUUAACGAGCUGAUUCGUGAGCAUAUCGACAUGGAAAAGGCGUUGAUGUCAACGACACCACUGCCACAAUCUGAAGCAGAUAAGCGAGCUCUAAAGAUCCUGGAAAGCACCACUAUUUUUAAAAAUGGGAAAUUCGAAACCGGUCUUCUUUGGUCAUCAGAAGCUGUUCACCUUCCCAAUAGCCGACCGAUGGCACUUAGUAGAAUGAAGUGCUUGGAGAACAAACUGGCGAAGGAUCCCGAACUAUGUGCGAAUGUUCAUCAACAAAUUAAGGACUACAUCCUGAAAGGCUAUGCCCACAAAGCAUCUGAGCAGGAGUUGCUGGAAGCACCCUCGUCACGCGUUUGGUAUCUUCCGCUGAACGUGGUUUCCAAUCCGAAAAAACCCAACAAGAAAAGGCUCGUAUGGGACGCCGCAGCAUCCGUGGACGGAGUCUCUUUGAAUUCUCUCCUACUGAAGGGACCGGACCUACUAGUGAUUAGCAAGUUUCGGGAAGGGCGAAUCGGAUUUGGUGGAGAUGUGAGGGAGAUGUUCCACCAAAUCCGGAUCAGGCCCGAAGAUAAAAAUGUGCAACGCUUCCUUUUCCGUUUUGAUACCAACCUCCCUCCGGACGUCUACAUAAUGGAUGUCGCAACCUUCGGCGCUGCCUGUUCUCCCGCUACCGCUUUGUUCAUCAUGGGAAGAAUAGCAGAGGAGUGUAAACAGGAGUAUCCAGAGGCAUCUUUAGCGAUAAGCGACAAGACGUAUAUGGAUGACUACUUUGACAGCGCAGAUUCACCCAAAGUAGCCCAACGAAGAGCCUCUCAAGUCCGAUCAGCUCUGCAGAAAGCGGGCUUCGAGAUGCGCAACUGGAUCAGCAACGACGAUACUGUUCUUCAUAGUUUGGGAGAAAAAGCAAACUGCGAGAAGGUAACAUUGUCUAGCGAUAAAAACAAAUAUUUAGAGAGAGUAUUAGGCGUUAAUUGGGAUCCAGCAAAGGAUGUUUUCUCGUUCCCUAUUAAUUUUUUCGGGAAUCUUAAUCAAUAUGUGACUGAACGAAAGCGACCUACGAAGAGAAUUGCAUUAAAAUGCCUUAUGAGCCUUUUUGACCCUCUGGGGCUAUUAUCUCCGUAUACUAUUCACGGGAAAAUGUUGGUGCAAGACCUGUGGCGCACCGGAGUACAGUGGGACCAGGAAAUGCAGGACACGGAAUGGCAAAAGUGGCUUAGCUGGACGAACUUGCUGAAGGAUAUUAAUCGUCUGGAGAUCCCCCGACACUAUUUCGCAGGAUUGGCUACAAAUCAAACAGUUCAAUUGCAUAUAUUUACAGACGCAAGUGAGCUCGGUUACGGUUGUGCAGCGUAUUUUCGCCUUGUUUGUGGCGAGCAAAUCAUCGUCACCCUUGUUAGAGGUGUCGCCAAGGUUGCCCCGCUAAAAUAUCAGUCCAUCCCACGCAAGGAACUACAAGCUGCGGUUCUUGGUGCGAACCUGAUGGUCAAUAUCCGCAACAUCCACUCCAUCCCCGUCAGCGAAACAUUCAUAUGGACCGAUUCGACAACCGUGUUGGCCUGGAUUACAGCGGACCAGCGAAAAUACAAGCAGUACGUCGCAGCCAGAGUGGGCAACAUCCUAUCGCUUACGGACCCAGGUAUUUGGCGCUGGGUUCCUACUAAGGAGAAUAUUGCCGAUUGUCUGACGAAGUGGGGAAAAGAAACCAUUCCCGAUUCAAACAGUAGGUGGUUUAAGGGCCCAUCAUUUCUUUAUGAAAAACCGGAAAAUUGGCCCAAACCAAAGACUCGUAUUGAAGUCACACAAGACGAACUUAAGGCUCACCUCUUAUUGCAUCACAUUUCCUUUCCUAAACCUCUUAUAGACGUCGACAGAAUCUCUAAGUGGUCAAUUCUGGUACGUACGAUGGCCACUGUCCAAAGAUUCAUAUCUAACUGCAAACGUCGAGUUAAAGGGCUACCUAUCGAAGCGGUACAAGCCGAGGAGAAGACAAAGCGUUUAGUCGUAAAAUUCAUACCAUCAAUUCAACAACCCCUUCGUCAGUCCGAGUAUCGUGAUGCUGAAAUCACCCUGUGGCGAAUUGCUCAAAUUGACAGUUUCCCGGAUGAAGUGAAGAUUCUCUUGAAUAACCGUAGUAAACCGUUGAUCGAAAAAUCUAAAAUAGAAAAAUCGAGUAUUUUGUACAAAUAUUCUCCGUUUGCCGAUGAGUUUGGAGUAAUAAGAGUUGAGGGGCGUACAGCUAACGCUCAGUUUGCAACCUUUGAUGCAAGGUUUCCGGUAAUAUUGCCCAACGAUCAUAUUAUUACAAAACUCCUCAUUGGCCAUUAUCAUCGAACUUUCGGUCAUGGUAACAGGGAAACUAUUUUCAACGAGCUUCGCCAGAGAUUCGAAAUAUCAAAAUUACGUCCUGCAAUACUCAAAGUAGCAAAAAGCUGUCAACGCUGUAAGAUUCGGAAGUGUGUACCCCAAGUACCCCGUAUGGCACCCCUACCAGAACAACGUCUUACUCCCUACGUCAGGCCCUUUCAGUACACAGGUCUGGAUUACUUGGGACCAGUAGAAGUCACCGUUGGUAGACGACGAGAGAAAAGGUAUGUUGCUGUUUUUACUUGCCUGGUAGUCCGAGCGGUGCACAUCGAAGUGGCACACAGUUUGUCUAAAGAUUCGUGCAUAAUGGCUAUAAGAAGAUUCGUUCAGAAGCGAGGUCCCCCAAGUGAAAUUUUCUCAGACAACGGCACCAAUUUCGUGGGCGCCAGUCGCGAGCUUCAGAAACAACUUAGAGAUAUCCAUCUAGAAUGUGCCGAUACCUUCACCAAUGCCCGCACUAACUGGUUGUUUAAUCCACCCACAGCUCCACACAUGGGCGGAGUGUGGGAACGGAUGGUGCGUAGUAUCAAAGUAUCGAUGGAAGCGUUGGAUGACGGAAGAAAGGUGAACGACGAAAUCUUGCUUACGGUACUGGCUGAGACCGAAUCAUUGAUCAACGCACGACCACUUACAUAUAUGCCGCAAGGAACGUCGGAGAAUCAGGCCCUCACUCCAAAUCAUUUUAUUCUGGGGUUCUCAACCUGGGAUACCGGCACUGAUCAGAUGCGGAAACCGGUCGAGCUUAACGAGAUGUUACAGAGCAGUUAUCUAAGAUCUCAGUAUCUAGCUGGGACAGUAUGGAGUCGCUGGAUCAUGGAAUAUUUUCCGUCACUGAACAAACGACCGAAGUGGAUCGAGGAGAUGAGCCCGGUGAAGGAAGGCGAGCUCGUGUACAUAGCGGAAGGCAACCGACGGAGCUGGGUUAGGGGACGGAUCUCGAAGCUACUGCCCAACAAAGACGGAAGGGUUCGGCGAGUGAUAGUCGAGACUUCGUCUGGACCCUUAAGGCGAGCGGUGGCGACGUUAGCACGGAUGGAGAUAGGUAGCUGUGAACCUGGUUCAAGUCCCGAAGGUACCGAACCUGCUUCACGGGGUGGAGGAUGUUCUGGCAUCACUGAGCCCUGCCGGCCGCAAACGCAGAAAGGAGAGGUAGAAGAAAAGUAG
This is a messenger RNA of Uranotaenia lowii, 4935 nucleotides long. RefSeq lists its product as uncharacterized. NCBI's taxonomy places the organism in Eukaryota, Metazoa, Arthropoda, Insecta, Diptera, Culicidae. Gene Ontology annotation, biological process: DNA integration. The transcript has 2 exons. The record is from RefSeq and is a predicted model, not a curated record. Bases 1 to 4935 code for a protein of 1644 amino acids. Gene Ontology annotation, molecular function: nucleic acid binding.